AUGGCGCCUGAAACGUUCUGGUUCUCGCGCGAAGGCUUCACCGCAGACGUCACAGGGAAGCUCCUGCAACGAACAAUCCUAAGCCCCUGGAAGACCCUCCCCCUCCUCCUCCUCGCCCACUACACCUCCAAAGGCCGCGCCACAGCAUCCCAAUACCCCAAGCUCUUCCAGACCCUCAAGAUCCUAGCCACACUCUCCCUCCUCCGUCGCCUAAACGCCUGGCUCAACCAGCGCGCCCUGAACAACGGCCUCUCAGACCCCUACCACUGGAACAAGGAAGUCGUCGUCCUCACAGGCGGGAGCAACGGAAUCGGCCGACAGAUCGCCCAACUCCUCGGCGCGCGCGGCAUAAAAGUCGCAAUCCUCGACAUCCAGCCGCCAAACGACGGCCAAGCGAACCUCCCCUCAACAGUCCGCUACCACAAAUGCGACAUCACAUCCCCCGCCGCAAUCGCCGAAGCCGCGGCCGCCAUCCGCACGACGAUGGGCGAGCCAACAAUCCUAAUCAACAACGCCGGCAUCCUAAGCAGCCGCACGAUCCUGGGGAGCAGCGAGGCCCAAACACGAUUACAGUUCGAGGUCAACACCCUGGCGCACUACUGGCUCGCGAAGGAAUUCCUGCCGUCCAUGAUCAAGCACAACCACGGGAUGGUGGUGACGGUCGCCUCGCAGGCGGGGUACACCGUGACGCCCAACAUGGUCGACUACUCGGCGACCAAGGCCGCGGCGAUCGCAUUCCACGAGGGGCUGGGCGCGGAGCUGGUGACGCGGUACAAUGCGCCGCGGGUGCGGACGGUGCUGGUGACGCAGAGUUUCGUGAACACGGGGCUCAUUGGGAGGUUGACGCCGGAGGAUACGUGGUUGCAUCCGCUGUUGCAGCCGGAGACGGUGGCUGAGGGCGUUGUUGGGCAGGUGCUGACGGGGAGGAGUGGGCAUGUGCUGUUGCCUGGGUCGACGGGGUGGAUUGCGAAGUGCUUUAGGGGGUUUCCCGGGUGGUUUCAGCAUGGGAAUCGGGUGAGGUUGGAGAGGUUGAUGAGGGCUGAUUAG
Aspergillus mulundensis is the source of this 1047-nucleotide messenger RNA. Its product is annotated as short chain dehydrogenase/reductase family protein. The coding region runs from base 1 to 1047 and encodes 348 amino acids. The transcript is spliced from 2 exons. The record is from RefSeq and is a predicted model, not a curated record. Gene Ontology annotation, molecular function: oxidoreductase activity, acting on the CH-OH group of donors, NAD or NADP as acceptor. NCBI's taxonomy places the organism in Eukaryota, Fungi, Ascomycota, Eurotiomycetes, Eurotiales, Aspergillaceae.